CGUCGAGGUCCAGCAAGCGAUCCUAUCUAAACCGCGUUGAAGUUAUCCGCGAUGAUCGAGACCUUCAAGGAAAUGAAGCACGGAAAGAGCAGCAGCUACGAGAACCUGGCGCUAGAGCGAACAGCGAGUCAGAUUCUGCAUCACAUGGAGGACAAGGACAGCGAGGAUUCUUUGGAAUCUACAAGAGCAAGAGUGCUCGCGAAUGCCCGAGCCAUCUACGGAGCCAACCGGUCUCUCGACGUGAUAAGCUUCGCACCGACUUCCUCAAGAAAAAUUGGAGCCGCUAUCGUCGAGCACAAUCUGACGAGUAGAUCGUAUGUCCAUUGUUCCUCUGCGAAGGAAGACUCGCGCCUCGCUGCUGUCGAACAUCUGCUCGUCAUUACGGAGGAUCUCCUCCAACGACUCAUGGAUGCGGAGGGCAUCACGAGCAGUGGGUGGCUGCCCGCGACGCCGCAGUCACAGCAUGCAGCAACGUUUAGUAUUGCGAGUGUGACAGGGAGUGUGGCGGGGAGUAAGCCAGCGAGUCGGAGGAGCAGUGUUGCACCACUAGAUCUCAUGUCCGAUCGCCCGAUCGACCAUAACCCACAACAUCCGCAUCAUCACUUGAUCAAUGAUCACAACUCACCUCAUUCACCUCAUCACAUCCAGAAGCCGCAGUUCCUUCGCGGUAAUAGCGAUGCGUCGUACCCUAUGACCACACCACAGCCGCCUGUUCAGCUCAUUCCAAGGACAAGCAGCGAUGUCAUUCAGCAACCAAAGCCCGUGCCUAUUGGUCAGUUCCAAGGGAAUCGUCAAGGGAGAAUGCAGUGGAAGUUGGGGUCUGACAGUUAG
Messenger RNA from Cucurbitaria berberidis CBS 394.84, 831 nucleotides. RefSeq lists its product as uncharacterized. NCBI's taxonomy places the organism in Eukaryota, Fungi, Ascomycota, Dothideomycetes, Pleosporales, Cucurbitariaceae. The record is from RefSeq and is a predicted model, not a curated record. The transcript has 3 exons. Bases 52 to 831 code for a protein of 259 amino acids.